Molecule: messenger RNA, 6282 nt
Organism: Electrophorus electricus (electric eel)
Lineage: Eukaryota; Metazoa; Chordata; Actinopteri; Gymnotiformes; Gymnotidae
Gene: lrfn2b
Product: leucine rich repeat and fibronectin type III domain containing 2b
Cellular component (GO): postsynaptic density membrane; cell surface
Molecular function (GO): protein binding
Source: RefSeq, a predicted model, not a curated record
UCAUAGGCUACGUUGAUUUUUCUCCACCUAGAAUAAAUCCAUGUCGUUUUUUAGGUCACUGACUGUUUUAUGAUUGAGACCCAGUUACAAUCUUCCUCUGACAGUCUAUAAAUUACCUUUGGAGGAGAAUUACGCAGGUCGGAUAUCUUUAACAGUACUGCUAGGUGUUAUGAUAUAGAAUAUUUGAACCGUCUAUUAAUUUCUAUUUAUCACAGAGGACUAUACAUGUCCUGUUCUGAGAGGCACGUAUGUAGUUUUUGCUUCUUGUCAAGACAGUCUUUCAGACAUUUUCGACCAAGCCAGUCACGGAUGCACCUUUUUGACAUGGACUGAGUUUUAUGCGGGGAAAUAUAAAAUUUCCACGGAAUGUCAGCGGAAUAAAUUAACCUGUUUAAUUGUACCACGUCGAUGAAUCAUCAUGAUUCGACAUCCAAAAUCAAAGGUUAAAGGGUUAAAGACUGUGGCUUGGUAUCUACAAGAAGCAAACGUAUAAACCAAAGGAAUAGCUACAAGAAGGAGACUUAUACACCAAAAGAGGAGAGAGCAGUGGUCAGUAUGAGUCUAGCAGCACGGCUCGAGAAAACCAGGAGCUGAGGGAAGGUCUAAUUACCACUGUCUGUUUCACUGUUAGUAAUCAACCCUGGACCACUGGAGUGAGGUCCAUGGGACUUGAUUGACGGACCUCACACACUUCAGGGAACCUAUGGCACAGCAGCAGGAACCUACAGGUGCCUACGUGUGAAUCCACCAUGGAUGGUGUGUUUUGCUGGCUACUGGUCCUGGGUGUGGCUGUGGCGAUGACCCACGCAUGUCCCAAGUACUGCAUGUGCCAGAACCUUAGCGAGUCACUUGGGACGCUGUGCCCUUCUAAAGGCCUGCUGUUCGUGCCGCCUGACAUCAACAGACGCACGGUAGAGCUCCGGCUGGGGGGAAACUACAUCCUGCGUGUCACACAGCAGGACUUUGCCAACAUGAGCGACCUGGUGGACUUGACACUGUCCCGCAAUACCAUCAGCUACAUCCAGCCGUUCUCCUUCUCCGACCUGGAGACCCUGCGCUCACUCCAUAUGGAUAACAAUCGCCUGAUGGAAAUGGGUCCAGACGACCUACGGGGUCUGGUCAACCUGCAGCACCUGAUCCUGAACAACAACCAACUGAAUCGCAUCUCCGAGCGGGCUUUCGAGGACCUGGUGGCGGUUUUGGAGGACCUGGACCUGUCCUACAAUAACCUGCAGAGCCUGCCCUGGCACGCAGUCCGGCGGAUGGUCAACCUGCACCAGUUGAGUCUGGACCACAACCUGCUGGACUACAUCCCAGAGGGAACAUUUGCAGAUCUGGAGAGACUGGCACGCCUGGACCUGACAUCCAACCGGCUUCAGAAGCUCCCACCAGACCCGAUUUUUGUGCGGGCACAGGACAAGGAGUUGACGACCACCCCGUUUGGCCCCCAGCUGUCGCUGAGCUUCGGCGGAAACCCUCUGCACUGCAACUGCGAGCUGCUCUGGUUCCGCCGGCUGGAGCGAGACGAUGACCUGGAGACCUGCGCCUCCCCUGUUGGCUUGAAGGGGCGCUAUUUCUGGUACGUACGGGAGGAAGAGUUUGUGUGUGAGCCACCCCUCAUCACGCAGCACACUCAUAGGAUGCUGGUACUGGAGGGUCAGAUGGCCAGCCUCAGGUGUGAAGCCAUCGGAGACCCCCUUCCUACAAUCCACUGGGUCACGCCUGAUGACCGGUUGCUUGGCAAUUCCUCACGGACUGUGGUAUACCACAACGGCACUCUGGAGAUCACCAUCACCACGUCAAAAGACUAUGGGACCUUCACCUGCAUUGCAGCCAACGUGGCUGGCGAAUCAAGCGCCUCUGUGGAGUUGUCAAUCAUCCAGCUGCCCCACAUAAGCAACAGUACAGGACAGAAAUCUCAGCCCAAGUCCCGCCUCUCCGACAUUACAGGUACUUCAAAGACCGGCAAGGCCCCUGCCAAGAACCAACCAGAGAAGGCGGUCUCUGUAUCCGAGGUGACCGCAGUCUCCGCCCUCAUCAGGUGGUCAGUCAGCAAGGCAGCUCCCAAAGUGAACAUGUACCAGCUCCAAUACAACUGUUCUGAUGACGAGGCCCUGAUUUACAGGAUGAUCCCUGCAUCCAGCAAGGCCUUCCUGGUGAGCAACCUGGUGUCAGGGACCCGCUAUGACCUGUGCGUGCUGGCGGCAUGGGACGACUCGGCCACUACCCUCACUGCAACCAGCGUGGUGGGCUGCGUGCAGUUCUUCACCCGGGACGACUACCCGCAGUGCCAGUCUCUGCAUGGGCAGCUGCUGGGUGGCACCAUGAUCCUGGUGGUGGGAGGUGUGAUUGUAGCUACCCUCCUCAUCUUCAUCGUUAUCCUCAUGGUCCGCUACAAGGCUGGGGAGGGCGGGGCCGGGGCAGAGCCUCCCAUCAGUAAGUUGAACGAUGUCAGCGACACCUUCUCACAGACCAACAGUGGACGCCUGGGGCAGAACGGAGUCCCACUGCCCCCUCUCAAACCCAAGCCCAAGGUCACCCAUCAGGACGAGGUGGUGGAGUUCAAGUGCGGCUCCCUCCAGAGCAGCCUGAGCUCCUCUUCCUCCUUCUCCUCUUCCUGCUUAGGCUCCCUGCAUGCGCCGGGCUCCUACAGCCCCAACAGCGCCCUUGCAAACAUCUGGAGGUCCGCCCCUCCCAAGCCCCGCGCCAAUCUGGACCACCUCCUGGGCGCCAUCACUUCUCUGGACCUACGUGGCCAGGCACGGGAGGGGUCCAUUUCAGGAGGUGCCCUGACUGGCCCCGCCCCCACUGACAAGGAGCCCCUGCUGGGCAGGACACUGGACUCGCGGCUCAGCAAACUGCUGUCCAUGCCCCUGGACUCCAAGCCCAAGCGGAGCCACUCAUUCGACAUGGGGGAGUUUGCAGCACAAACGGGUGCGCAGCUGUGCAGCUACCCCCGUCGGCUCGGCAGCAUGUGGACAAAGCGCAGCCUUUCCGUCAAUGGCACGUUGCUCAGGUGCGACGAGGAAGGCGACGUGGCAGACGCCGCCGGCAGUGGGGGAACUCCGGAGGGCGCAGAGUGGGUGAUGGAGAGUACCGUGUAGGCGGGUGGAUGCAAACACACUGCCUACGGGGCAACUUGCCGUUUCAGUGUUAAAGGGGGGAAAAUAAAGGGAAUUACACCCUGCUUCCAUGGUGCAUGGGAUCACACAUCCAUUCAUCAUAAAGAAAUGUUGCUGAAAUGUAUUCGUUAUAUGACAUGCUAUGCCAGGAACAAGUCCCCAACUGGCAGUUAUUAGAUAUAUGCUGUGGUGAAUGUUUGUGUGUGUGCGUGAGUGUGUGCGUGCGUGUGUGUAUGAUUGUGAACUGAGCAUGUUUUUCAUUAUUUCAUAUGAGCUGACUGACAAAUCAGCUUUGCUGGAAAGUCCAGAUGACAUACCUGUGAGGUUCUGUUCCCAUUAUUGAGGUUGUUAGUCUGGACCUGGAUUAGUUAGACCCGGAUUUUUGAAUGUAAAAUGAGAUCUUUGGUGGCAUUGAGAAUGAUGCUUUCUCUAGUGAACAACAUAGCCAACUCAGAGUCUGCAGGAGCCUCUGGACUUGUGCUACAAACACUGUUUAUACAUGUAAUGAAUAUAAAUUUUAUAUUUUUUAUCUUGCUGGUCAAACACAUUUAAAUGUUGCAUUGUUCCUACUCAAGGGGAAGAGUAAAACCAUUCAAAAACUUUUAUAAAGCCAACCUCCCUCCUUUCUUCUUUUCACUCGCGCUCACGUCUCCCAAAGGAAUCAUCGGGAAAAGCAGUAUUUUUAAUGGACCCACUGAUGUGUUUUUUUUUUUUUUUAAAUCUUAAUGCAGGCAGAAUGUGAAAUUUUAGCUGAAACCCACUGAAAGUUGGACAAGGGGAAAAAACUCAAAUUAAAGACAUGGAAAAAUCCACUUCAGUUGCUGCCACAUAAAGACAUAAAACCUUGUCGUCGAGGCAACACGACGCUUUCUUGCUUGUUUAUAUGUACAAAGGAAUUGGAAAGACUGGAUGUUUUUAAUCAUCUGAAAUCAUCUCCAUAUUAAUGAAGUAUGAAUUUGUAAUGUAGUCGCAGGUUCCUAACCAACUGAAAUCAAACCACUGAAUGUACAUGAGAUACAGUACAGUGAUGCAAAACAAGUACCACUCCCACUUCCAACCAUAAUAACUAACCAACCACCUUUACACAGCCAAAAAUAACUAACCAACCACAUUGCCAUAGGCAUAAAAACUAACCAACCACCUUCACACAGCCAAAAAUAACUAACCAACCACAUUGACACAGCCAUAAAAAUUAACCAACCACAUUCACACAGCCAAAAAUAACCAACCACAUUGAUACAGCCAUAAAAACUAACCAACCACAUUCACACAGCCAAAAAUAACUAACCACAUUCACACAGCCCUAAAAGCUAACCACAGCCAAAAAAAAAACAACCAUAUUCACACAGCCAAAAAAAGCCACCAAAGAUGCCAUUAUCCAUCAAGUCUACACAUGUUCAACAAAAGGAGUCAAAAAUUGCUACCUUGUUUUAAAUUUGUCUCUCAGAGGCACCUCCAGGCAUAUAGUGUCAUUCUAAUGCUAAUCAUUUGAUCAUUACAUCUGCUGUACUGUGCAAAAGUCUUAGGCUACCCAAGAAAUUAUAAGCUAUUGUCGCUGGGCAGUAUGGGCUUAUUUGCAUGGAAAAACAUAAAAUAACUAAACAAAUUAAUACAAUAAAUGAUAAAUGCAAAUAAAAUGCAUUAACAAGACUAAUGCUACAAGAACUCAGGGUUUGGUUCCCAAACCUCUGCUCAAGGCCGAUAUGUGAUAACAGCACAGAAUAUACUGAAAUACAAAUGAAACAUACAGAAGAAAACACUAAUGAUGGACCAAACAGAGCCCUGCUUUCAGCAUGAAACUGUACGGGAUCACUUAGACAGAACGAAAUGACAACAAAAUGAAGACAACAGAAAUGAAGCCACUUGGCUCACCUUCCAGUGCAGGUCACGCAUGGUGCUAAUAACACCAAGGUCAUGGGUUUGAUUCCUGAACUGUCAUGCUGAUAAAUAUGAAGGCUUCUCUGGAUAAUGCUGUAAAUGGUUUUUAUUGUUCUGGGUGGCCUAAGAGUUUUUCCUGGUACUGCUUAUCGGGAUCAAAUCACUGGUGUGGCCUAUGGAAAGUGUCAGACUGGUGUGAACAUCUCAGCUCUCACAGAGUUCUGGCCUGGAGCCAUUGUGGCUGGCAGGUGUCUGAUAGGAGUUGAACGACAAUGUUCAUUAACUCCACUGGUUGCACACCUUGUCUCUGUGGCAUGGACUCUUGGCUUUUUUCUUUGAAGGACUCCAUGCAAAGACUAUCUUGUGUAAUUCACUGCCACGGUUCUUGGUACCAUUACUCAUGGUUUCCAUUUGCUCCAACACAGCUGACCCCGCUGAUGAAGAAGUUAACAAUUACAUUAUGAGUAGAAUCCAGGCUGGAUACGUUAAGCAGUAUUAAAAACUGACCAAGCGCGUGAUCACCGGUACCAUGAUUUAGGAACCAAUGCCUUACUGUGAAGUCCAGCAAUGUGAAGAUGGACAAAACAAGCCAGUACCUCUGCGCUAAGAGAGCCAUUCGUUUUGUCAUCCCAAAGUGUCAUGGCCAGUGAUUUCAGCUGCAGAGACCACAGAAUCGAUUUGUCAAUAUAUACAGGUACCUAUUUUGGUUAGAAGAUGCGUAUGCAUUUUAGACACGACACUUAAUUGAGUUGGCCGGUGUCGACAAAUGUCCUCCAACCUGGCAGGCCACUCUGGAUUCAGGAGAAAGGAGAGAGACUGCCUUGCCGUGCCAGACCAUGGCCCAAACGGUUCAGCUCUGACUGCAGCGACUCCUUCGUGUUAGUUCUCCUCCAGCCAUCCGCUCUUUCAGAGGGACUGGAGAAUCACACCCUCACAACUCUCUUGUUGAACUGGUGUGUAGACUUCUCGUUGGACUUACAGAAGUUUAUCUUCAUCUUAUCACAGCCUGUACUAUCUCUUUCACACAGUUUUGAGUGGCUGCUUGACUAUAUAUUAUUAUUUUUUUGUACGAUUGAGUGAGUGUACAUGUUGGGGAAAUUGUACAGUAGCAUUUUAUUCUCUCGUUACAAAGACUGGGAGGGGCUCUUCACUGUGUUGUGAUGAUGUAUGUGUUCAAGCCCCUCUAUCUGGGGAACAUAGACAAUGUUUCUGUGUUCAGUCAAAUCAGAUUUUGUUUUUGCUACAAAUAAAAGAUAAAUAUUAAGAUGUCUAAUAAUGUGCA